CUCUCGGUUCAGUACACGGAGGACCUGCACCCUGCCUGCUCACCUUCUCCAGCGUCCUGCACUCCCACCGCCCACACCAUGAUCAGGAAGGCCCUCGUCCUCUCUACCUGGUUCAUCUUGGCUGGGGCUCUCCCCUUAACACUGCCACAUAUCACCGAUGAUGCAGACAUUUUCAGUGACUCAAAGUUAGAGGCUGAACUAAAGCCAAUUGCUGAUCCAGAGUCAACCACUGACUUCAAACCCACUGAAGUUGUAGAGUUGAUCCUUGACCUUGGCCGCACUCGUACUGUAUUGUCACCCACUUUCCUUGACUCCACUGAUACUCUCAAGUUGAACACUGGCCUUCCCUUCACUGGAGCUGAAGUGCCAGCUGCUAACCGUGAUCCCGCUGAUGCUCUUGAGUUGAACACUAGCCUUCACCUCGAUGGUUCUGCAGUGCCACCCAAUGACCUUAACUCCACUUCUGUAGAGGUGACCAUUAACCUUCUCCCCCUUGGUGCUGUACAGUGGAUCACUGAUGUUGAUUUGGAGACUACACGGGUUUUGAAAUUGUUUACUGAUGUGGAAUCAAACAUCACCAGCUUUCUGGAAGAAACCACCAACGGGGCCACAGCAAGUGGCACUGGUGAUAAUUUGGAAGAGCCUGUGACUGGAGAGUUAGAGGAGCCCAACACCUCCAGAGUGGGUGAUGAGUUCAUCCCAAAGCUUACUUAAAAUGAAGCAGAUUCUCCAUCGACUGUGAUCUUCACUCUGUUAACCACAGCUUUCUAAGAAGAUUCUGAGCUUCUGCAGAAGCCUACUAUUCCAUUACAUAGGCGUUUGAAUAAAUGGAAAUACUAGCGAGCCAUAGAGUAGACACAGCCGAGGACGCACGCAGUGGCGAGAACCGUCCACAGACAGAGGGUGCAUGUUUCCUAACCAUGUCCCAUUGAACACAGGAUCAAUAAAUGCUUAUUUGA
Artibeus jamaicensis (Jamaican fruit-eating bat) is the source of this 959-nucleotide messenger RNA. RefSeq lists its product as uncharacterized. The record is from RefSeq and is a predicted model, not a curated record. NCBI's taxonomy places the organism in Eukaryota, Metazoa, Chordata, Mammalia, Chiroptera, Phyllostomidae. The coding region runs from base 79 to 714 and encodes 211 amino acids. The transcript is spliced from 6 exons.